AUGACUAAUCCUCACGAGUACACUAUCGGGUGGAUAUGCGCGAUACAUUCUGAAUAUGUUGCCGCCCAAGCCUUCCUUGACGAGCAUCAUGAAGGACCUGAUUAUGUAUCUCCCAACGACAACAACGACUAUACCCUUGGCAAGAUCGGAAAUCAUAAUGUCGUUAUCGCCGUGCUUCCAAACAGCGAAUACGGGCUUUCAUCCGCGGCUGGCGUCGCAAGAGAUAUGCUACAUAGCUUUCCGAACCUCAGAGUCGGUCUGCUCGUAGGAAUCGGCGGUGGUGCACCAAGUCGAAAGCAUGAUAUACGACUUGGUGAUGUUGUGGUGGGCGUUUCCAACAAUAGUGGGAAAAGUGCUGUAUUCCAGUAUGACUUUGGAAAGGCCAUGCAAGGCCAGGAGUUUCUCGAGACUGGGCCUUGGUAUCAGCCACCGCCGGUUUUACGAACAGCUGUUAACGGACUUAUGGCGCAGUAUGACAUGGAGGGGAAUCAGUUGAGUGAAGCAGUUAAUAGUGCCCUGAAUAAGAAAACCAGACUACGAAAAAAGGGCUAUUCAAAGCCUGGAGUAACCACUGAUAGGCUCUACCAGUCACAAUUUGUUCAUGCUAACAACGAGAUGGGUUGUGUGGAAGCCUGUGGUGACAGUUCAUUCAACCUAGUCAAGCGGCUCCAAAGAGACGAAGAAGACGAGAUAAUGGUCCAUUAUGGCCUGAUCGCUUCAGCAAACACGCUCAUGAAGGAUGCAUUAGUUCGAGAUAAGCUUACAUCGAAGAAAGAUGUUCUAUGUUUCGAAAUGGAGGCUGCCGGACUGAUAAGUCAUUUCCCAUGCCUACUAGUCAUUCGUGGUAUCUGCGACUAUUCAGAUUCACACAAGAAUGAUGAGUGGCAGGGUUAUGCGGCUAUGGUAGCCGCAGCAUAUGCAAAAGACCUCCUUCGUCGAAUUUCUCCAUCCAGGAUUGAAGCUGAGAAAAGGAUCAGCGAAGUAUUGACAAAUAUCCAGAAAGAUCUGCUAAAUGUACAGCAAGUGGCACACGACAUCAAAGCGGAUGUACACUCAAUAAGGACCGAUAGCCACGUCGCAAACAUUGAGCGCUGGCUUUCACCCGCCGAUCCAUCCACGAAUAUCAGCAAUGCGAGAAAGUCUCGACAUUCUGGAACAGGUAUAUGGUUUCUCGAUAGCCACGCCUUUCAUCAGUGGAAGCUUGGCUCUUAUCGGAAUUUGUGGCUUUAUGGCAUGCCAGGCUGUGGUAAAACGAUCCUCAGCGCAACGAUUUUCGACCACCUUGCUCAGGAUGGUUGGUUAACUCUCACUUUCUUCUUCGACUUCACCGACACCAAGAAGCAAAAACUCAAGGACAUGCUGCAUUCGCUUGCAUUCCAACUCUAUACUUCCCACUUAGACUCUCGGAAAGCUCUUGAUGACUUAUUUGCAUCUUCCGACAGCGCCGGCAGGCAGCCAGAUAUCAAUACGUUAUCUGAAUGUGUUAGAGCCAUAUUAAGACCUCAAAAAAAGCUUGUUAUUUUACUAGAUGCUCUAGAUGAGUGUUCAGAAAGAAGAGAGUUAUUGCAAUGGAUGAAAGAGCUGGUGCUGGAUAUCACAAAUGUCCAGGUAAUAGCGACUAGUCGACCCGAACACGAUUUACAACAUAAUCUUGUCUCUUUGUUGGGAGAAAAGAAUUGCCUCCCUCUCAACAAAGAGUCAGUUGAUAACGAUAUUCGCUCUUAUAUCAAGGCCAGGCUCGAGGAGGGCCAAGAGUUUAGGAGAUGGGCCAAUUUUCCACACGUGCUGGAACAGAUAAGAGUUGCGGUCAGCAGCAAAUCCAAUGGAAUGUUUAGAUGGGCAGCCUGUCAAUUAGAUAGUCUCCGGGAAUGUCUCGAUCGCGAGACGCUACAAGAUGCGCUUCAAUCCCUACCCAAAGAUUUAAACACGACAUACGCUCGAAUCCUUCAGAGUAUCCCCAAAGAGCGUAAAAAGAAGACAAUCCGCCUGCUUCAGUUCCUUCUCUACUCCGAGCGGCCAUUGACCCUUGAGGAGGCUGUGGAUAUAAUUGCAGUUCGUCCUAACGAAGACCAAUUCGAGGCGCAAGACCGACUUCCGCGCCCUGAAGAAAUUACUGGAUAUUGCUCCAGUCUUAUAUCGCUUAUACAAGCCUCUAGCCCGGCUGCAGCAAAUAAGCUACAACUGGCCCAUUUCUCUGUGAAAGAGUAUCUUCUGACUUGUGACUCUCCGGAAUUUACGUAUCCUAAUCCCAGAGUGGCUAUUACGGAAACUUGUUUGGCAUAUCUCGGAAGCAUACCGAAUGUUGAAACUGCUACUGUUAAGGUACAAUUUCCAUUAGCAGAAUAUGCAGCACAAAUCUGGAUGGGUCAUGCCAAGGUUGCGGAAAACUCAGAGCCAAUCCUUGAGAAGAUGAUAAGAUUCUUGCUAAAAGAGGAACAAUUUCACUGUUCGAUCCAUUUAUUCAAUCCCGAUGGCCUUGUCUAUCGUCUUCGAAAAAUGCCCACAGCCUCGCCACUUUAUUAUGCAUGUCUCACUGGCCUUGCAACAACUGCAAAGAGACUUUUAUCGAUUGGCGCAGAUCCAAAUGCUCCAGGCGGCCACCAGGGCUAUCCGCUUACAGCAGCUUCAAAAUGUGGCCACAAGGAGAUUGUCCAGCAGCUGCUAGAUCACGGCGCUGACGUUGAUGCCAAAGGUGGCUUAUACGGCGUUGCGCUCAAUGCCGCUUCUCAAGGUGGCCAUGAAGAAAUUGUCCAACUCCUUCUAGAUAACGGCGCCGAUAUCAAUGCCAAACAAAGCUCGUUUGGAUCUGUGCUCGCAAGUGCCUCGGCAGCUGGUCGCCAGAAUAUGGUUCAACUACUGCUGGACAACGGUGCAGAUGUUAAUGCCAAAGGCGGCUACGAUGGAUUUGCGCUCGGGGCUGCUUCAAGAUAUGGCCAUCGGGAGAUCGUUCAACUGCUACUGGAAAACGGUGCCGAUGUAAACUCUGAGGGAGGCGAAUAUGGGUUUGCGCUCCAGGCCGCUGCGGUAAAAGGUCACCGAGAGAUUGUUGAAUUGCUGUUGAAUAGAGGCGCUGAUAUCAAUGCCAGAGGUGGCUACUACGGGUUUGCGUUGCAAGCUGCAGCAGCAGAAGGACAUGAAGAGAUUGUCAAAAUGCUAAUGAAGAGAGGUGCUAAUAGCAAUGCUCCCGGCGGCCAUUUUGGCUAUGCAUUUCAUGAUCAUGUACCUGAAUGA
This is a messenger RNA of Trichoderma gamsii, 3231 nucleotides long. RefSeq lists its product as hypothetical. Bases 1 to 3231 code for a protein of 1076 amino acids. Gene Ontology annotation, molecular function: protein binding; catalytic activity. Lineage: Eukaryota; Fungi; Ascomycota; Sordariomycetes; Hypocreales; Hypocreaceae. The record is from RefSeq and is a predicted model, not a curated record. Gene Ontology annotation, biological process: nucleoside metabolic process. The transcript has 3 exons.